Nestor notabilis (Kea) is the source of this 358-nucleotide messenger RNA. Its product is annotated as retinoic acid receptor RXR-alpha-like. NCBI's taxonomy places the organism in Eukaryota, Metazoa, Chordata, Aves, Psittaciformes, Psittacidae. Gene Ontology annotation, cellular component: transcription regulator complex; nucleus. Gene Ontology annotation, biological process: regulation of transcription by RNA polymerase II; cellular response to corticotropin-releasing hormone stimulus. Gene Ontology annotation, molecular function: RNA polymerase II cis-regulatory region sequence-specific DNA binding; zinc ion binding; DNA-binding transcription factor activity, RNA polymerase II-specific. The transcript has 2 exons. The record is from RefSeq and is a predicted model, not a curated record. The annotation marks the transcript as partial.
AUGAACUCCGUCAGCAGCACAGAAGACAUUAAGCCCCCACUAGGGCUCAACGGAGUCCUCAAAGUGCCAGCACAUCCCUCAGGAACGAUGGCCUCCUUCACCAAGCACAUAUGUGCCAUCUGCGGGGACAGAUCUUCAGGAAAGCAUUACGGGGUUUACAGCUGCGAGGGCUGCAAAGGCUUCUUCAAGCGCACGGUGCGGAAGGACCUGACCUACACGUGCCGCGACAACAAGGACUGCCUGAUCGACAAGCGCCAGCGCAACCGCUGCCAGUACUGCCGCUACCAGAAGUGUCUUGCCAUGGGCAUGAAGCGAGAAGGUAAGGCAGAGAGAGCCUGCCCUGGCGCCCAGGGGUGCU